Vicia villosa (hairy vetch) is the source of this 408-nucleotide messenger RNA. RefSeq lists its product as uncharacterized. The record is from RefSeq and is a predicted model, not a curated record. Lineage: Eukaryota; Viridiplantae; Streptophyta; Magnoliopsida; Fabales; Fabaceae. The coding region runs from base 1 to 408 and encodes 135 amino acids. The transcript has a single exon.
AUGAUUGAGGAACGAUCGGAUAGAUCCCUUGCCACUUCGUCGUGGCUGCAAUUAUUUUCGUCCGCAAAGUUGUUCAAUCUUAUUGCAUCUCAUUCGGAUCAUAAUCCUAUUUUACUCAAUUGUGAUCCGUGUCAAGGGCGUCGAACGAGAAUAACCUUUAGGUUUGAAAAUUGGUGUGUGAAGGGAGAGGGUGUGAAGGAUGUUGUGCAAGACAGUUGGGUCGCUGAACACCAUCAUAUUGUGGUCGUGAAACUCGCAGAGUGUGCUGCUGAUCUUGACCGGUGGAACAAACUGUGUAUUAAGAAAAAUAGGGAGGAGAAAGACCGGCUUCAUGGUAUCUUGGAAUGGUUCCGUGGGGGUAAUGACCCGGUGUCUGUCGUGAAAUUUAUGGAGGCUCAUAAUGCUUAA